AUGGAGUUCGACGCUUCGUUGAAAGGAGUUGUUGGCAAGAUCCAACUGACUGCAAAGACAAUCAAUUGGCAUCCGAAUGAGGGCAGCGCUGUUGUUAUAGAUCUUGUGGGAGUAGCGGGCAUGAAGGCUACUCCACCAACGGCGGCCAAAGCCCGGAUCCAACUCCAGACCGCAGACACUAAAUAUGUAUUCGACUUCAAAUCGCGGCCAGAACUCGAUUCUGCACGCGACAAUCUCCAAAAGGCGAUCAAAACGGCCAGAGAUAGCUCGGAAGCGGCGUCGGCUACUCCUGAGACCACUGGAACCGCUGGAACAACCCCAAAUCUCGAACCAGCUCCCCCUACAGCGCCAACGGCCCCCCCGAAGCCCAGAGCUGUCAAACGCAAAAGGAUUGAUUUGAAUCCCAAAGUGCUUCUGGCUAAUCUUGAGCUUCAAAGGGAUAUUCUAAAGAAAAACCGCGAGUUGAUGCUGGUAUUCCAAGAAGUUGUUGUCAAAGGAAGUUUGACGAACGACCAAUUCUGGGAAAUGCGCAUGGAAUUGCUACAAACUGCGGCUCUUGAAAAUGGACAAGCAAGAGGCUCUUAUAACGUAUUGAGUACAAUCAAGCCGACCACUACGAGCGAUAACAAAAUCAAUCUGUCGCUUACCCGAGAAAAGAUCCAUGAUCUCUUUGAUCAGUAUCCGAUUGUUCGCAAGGCUUAUAACGAAAACGUUCCACCAUUAUCUGAGGGUGCUUUCUGGCAAAGGUUUUUCCAAUCCCGAUUGUUUUUACAGCUUAGAGGAGAGCGGGUCUCUAAUAACCACCCAUAUGAUUCACUUAUUGACAAGUAUCUGGACAUUCUGGAGGAACAGAGAAUCAAAAGGCAACAAGCAGCCUCAAUCAAAAUCGAUCACCAGGUACCCUUGUUUUUUGAUGUUGCUGCCAAUUCUGAGAAUAAUCCUGAAACGACCGGAAAUGCCCCGGACCUGACUAUGAAACCACAGUACUCUGAUAUGGAGGCCUCUAGGCUCAUCAAAUCAAUGAAUGUUUUGAGCAAGAGGCUCCUUCUUAAUAAACGGGGACCUACCUCGACAGCAGAUUCAGAUAUCCCUGAUUUGACCAGUGAACUGCGACUGGCUGACCUUCAAGAUGAUAACAAACAAGGCGCCAGUGUGGAUCUCCAUAUAACCGUUCCGAAUCAAGUUGAUCGUGAAAUUAUGAUUUCCGAACAGGAGUUUGAGGCACAAACGCAGGCCUUGUUAGCAAAUUUGGUCGCUCAGCCUAUUGAUCUGCGGGAAGUUGGCGAUUCAACUGACGAACUGAUAGCAGCCCAGCAGCAAAUCCAGGACCUUGUGGCUCAACAGUCUCUACGGAAUGAGAAAUGCGACACAAUCGAACUAUCCGAGGAAGCUUAUCUUUGUCACGCAGCAACUUUAGAGUUUCUCAGGCAUUUUUGGCGAGCCCACGCCCGUAAAGAGUUGGUCGAGCCUUACGUCGAAUCGUUACGCAAAUCUCUUGACCGAAUUGAUGCUGUGGUGAACAACUCUGGUCCUCAUAUCCAAAACGAGACCAAGGUGGCGCUGGCGCCUCUUGUUAAGUCCGUGCAUAGAGCAUUAGCUGUGAGUGGAACUGGACCAUAG
Molecule: messenger RNA, 1620 nt
Organism: Wickerhamiella sorbophila
Lineage: Eukaryota; Fungi; Ascomycota; Dipodascomycetes; Dipodascales; Trichomonascaceae
Product: RNA polymerase II transcription factor B subunit 1
Exons: 1
Coding region: 1-1620 (539 amino acids)
Biological process (GO): transcription by RNA polymerase I; transcription by RNA polymerase II; nucleotide-excision repair
Cellular component (GO): transcription factor TFIIH core complex; transcription factor TFIIH holo complex
Source: RefSeq, a predicted model, not a curated record